Messenger RNA from Beta vulgaris subsp. vulgaris (sugar beet), 1428 nucleotides. RefSeq names its product derlin-1. The record is from RefSeq and is a predicted model, not a curated record. NCBI's taxonomy places the organism in Eukaryota, Viridiplantae, Streptophyta, Magnoliopsida, Caryophyllales, Amaranthaceae. Gene Ontology annotation, biological process: endoplasmic reticulum unfolded protein response. The transcript has 7 exons. Bases 264 to 1001 code for a protein of 245 amino acids. Gene Ontology annotation, cellular component: endoplasmic reticulum membrane; Hrd1p ubiquitin ligase ERAD-L complex. Gene Ontology annotation, molecular function: misfolded protein binding; ubiquitin-specific protease binding.
UAAUUGAACCAUGAAAAAAUUGGCCCAACUUAAUUUGGUCAAUAACGUCAACAAACCAUAACAUCUUUCAUUCUUCACAGAAGUUUCUGGGUUUACCAAUUAAAUUAGUUAAUACUUUGGCGCAAACAAUUUCUUCUUUGCUAAGCAUAGUUCUUCACAAGAAGUGUUAAAAUCUCUUUCUAAGUUCUCAUCAGUUACAAAGUUUAAGUUUUUCAAUUCUGGGUUUCACAUAAUUUUGACAAAGUUUAGGUCUUGGAUCAUCAAUGUCUUCUCCUGCAGAGUGGUAUAAUUCACUUCCUCCAAUAAGCAAGGGUUAUGGGACCAUUUGUCUUCUGUUUACUGUAGCAUCUCAACUAGGACUCGAGCCUUUCUAUAUUGCAUUGAUAUAUGAAAGGGUUUUCAAGAAUCUUGAGGUAUGGCGGCUUUUCACGAAUUUCUUUUUCCUUGGCGGUUUUUCAAUCAACUUUGGAAUUCGCCUGCUAAUGAUAGCAAGAUAUGGAGUUCAAUUGGAGCAGGGACCGUUCCAGAGGAGGACAGCAGACUUUUUGUGGAUGAUGAUAUUUGGAGCACUCAGUUUGUUGGCAUUAUCAGCGAUCCCCUUCUUGUAUACACCAUUAUGUGGAAUAUCACUCGUCUUCAUGCUUCUUUAUGUUUGGAGUAGAGAAUUUCCAAAUGCCAAUAUUAACAUUUAUGGCCUUGUCAGUCUAAAGGCAUUUUACUUGCCCUGGGCGAUGCUGGCAUUGGAUGUUAUUUUCGGCUCACGUCUUUUGCCAGACUUUCUUGGUAUUGUUGCUGGACAUUUGUAUUAUUUCUUGACCGUACUUCAUCCUCUUGCUGGUGGAAAGAAUAUUCUCAAGACUCCUGCAUGGGUACAUAAGAUAGUUGCGAGGUGGAGAAUUGGAGCUCCAGUACCCUCUCGUCCAGCAGCAGGCACUGCCCCUGCUCAGCCCGAGAGAAAUACAGGUGCUUUCAGAGGGAGAGCUUAUCGUCUCAGUGACUAAAUGCAGUUUUGUAUCCAACACAAAACACUUUCAUCUGAAGCCUUCUUUCUUCAGAAGAGCGGCAGAAUGAUAUCAUUGGCACCUUUCUGCAAAACACGACACAACCGGUAAAUGUAUCGCUUUUAACAUUUCACCGAGGCAAACGAACAUCAUCGUCCUUCAAUUUAAAGAUCUGCUGAGAGACUGGUUCUGAACUUCCAACUUUAUCUGGUACAGUUGAUGUAACAUUGAAACUAACAGUUACAAAUGCAUGCAUUUAGUAUAUCAGUAGGACUUGUAGCAGAUUAAAAUGUUACAUUGCGUCUCCUUUUGUGGCUUUGAUUUGUCAUUCAAUAAUUUGGCCAGCUAGUAUCUUGUCAUAAACGUUAAUUAUUAGUUGUCUGCAUAUAGAUCUAUGUUGAAUGAGUCAAGCUAUUAUGUUUACUUA